Messenger RNA from Pecten maximus, 4065 nucleotides. RefSeq lists its product as uncharacterized. The transcript is spliced from 5 exons. Bases 125 to 1180 code for a protein of 351 amino acids. The record is from RefSeq and is a predicted model, not a curated record. Lineage: Eukaryota; Metazoa; Mollusca; Bivalvia; Pectinida; Pectinidae.
CUUUCGGAACACCUCGAGUAUUAACCACGCUGUCUAUUAUUUUCCCGCGUUUUGACAAGAAGACAAAGGAACUGCUGUUCGGAGCACUUAGGCCACAUGCAGCGAGAGAUCAACAAACAAGAACAUGGCGCAGUCAAACACUAAUCUCAUUACCAAAACUUUGAAAGUGUUGAAAAGAUCGGACAAGAUACUGUCCUAUGUCAACAAAACAAACCAAAGAGAAAUGAAAUAUUUUAAUGUUGUUGCUGCUGAGGGGGAAGUGGCUUAUAGAAUCAGAGUCUAUCAAGUCAAUAAGCUUAACAUGCUGCAAACAGGAUUGAGCUUCAAGUUCCACAACAUGGUGGCUAAAGGCGAUAAGGAAUAUUGGAUCACCAGCAAUUCAACUUUGGCAUAUUCUGCAACAGUGGAAACAUCCUUAACUGAUUCGUGUGAACUUCAACUACCAGAGAAAAUAGCUCCAGAGGGGGAGAAAAAGACUUUGGCUUCAGCAUUGGCCUCCCCAGACAAGUCAAGUGUGCUUGGCAAAGUAGUACAGGUUUCUCCAUUGAAAUAUCGCCAAGGUGGGUCUUUGCCUGUGCGAGCUCUGAUUUUGAAGGACAGUCAGACCACUGCCAAAGUCUGUUUGUUUGGGGGAAACGCAGAAAUGCAGUUUGAAGAAGGAAAUAUGGUCAACGUUUCGGCUGUUUACCCCAAAAAAUAUCUUAACAGGGAUCAGCUUACCACCUCGCCCAUUUCAACCUGCCAGUUUACAGCUGAUGAUCCUACAAUACUUGUGCAGCAGCAAGAUGCAAACCAAUACCUGUCUGAUCCAGACUUUGAAGAAGAUCUUGAUGAGCCACUUAUUGAAGAUAUCAUAUUGACCGAUUUUACAGAAUUUGAUGUCUAUAAAUGCUGCGAAGUUAAAGCUUGCAGGCAAAAAAAAAUGGUUGGUAAUCAGUGUCCUGUGUGCAAAGCAACGACUUCAAAUCUCAAGUCCUACCGCAUCGCCUUUCUUUAUUCCACAGAAAAGGCAAAAGAUAAAAAAAUUACUCUCUUCAAAUCAACUAUAGAGAAGAUACUAAAAGUUGAACUGGACCUUGAGGAACAAAAAAGCAGUCUGAUCUCUGUUGUGGUAGACAAACUACCAAUUCGUGUCCGUGCCUCCAUUUCGGCUGGAAAUAAUUUGUACAACAUCCAGUAACUGUCACAUAUGGAUGCAUUGUGAAUACAGUGCAUAUUGACGUUUGAUUUUAUUAAGCCCUGGUACGACUAAUCAAAAGCUUACUGUUUUACUGUCCGUCCGUCACGCUAUGUCAAAGUGUUUUUGGUUAAGUUUUCUUCAAAGGGCUCAAUUAAGCUCGGAUGCUAUUUCUUUCAUGAAUAUUAAGUUUGGGUAUACAAUAUGUUGCACAGUGAAGUUAAUAUACACUUUGGCACUUUCAUGUCAACAUAUUUAGUUUCAUUCUGCAUUAGGUAAACGAAUAUAUUAAAUUGGAUAAAUCAUUAAUUGAAAACAUCAAUAAAACGGUUUCCUUAAAUUACCAUAAGUUGUUAAUAGGAUGCUAAACAAUGUAAAACCAAAACCGAGCUAAACAAUGUUAAACAAAAUCCGGUAUAAGUCAAUAUUUCUUACUCGUUGACCUAGGUUGCUACUUAUACUUUGUAGUUAUAUAUUUGUUUAUUAAAAAUACCAAUACAUUUUUUAUAUCUUUUUACUGAAAAUGUUGUUCUCAACUUUGGUAUAAACAACAAUUGUACAUCUAUAUUCAGAGUGUUUUUAAUUGAAUAAUUAUCCAAUAUUAUAUAUCUUACUUUGUCGUUUUUCGAGGAUGUUUUUGUAGUUUACAGUAUUUUACGAUAUUGUACAUGUAUUUUACAAUAUUGAUUUAACGAGUCAUUAUUUGUUAAGUAUUUAGCACUUAAUAUCUAGUCAUAGCAUUAUUGUGGAAGUGUUUUUGUAUGGAGUUUUUUUUUUAAUUAAUUGAAAUUUGCUGUUUACUGUAGUUAGCGGAUAUAACGAAAGCCAUUUAUUAAAGAAAAUCAUUUAAUAACCAUUUGUCCAGUAUUAUCAUUAUAUUUACCCUUAGCAUUUAGUAUAUUAUUGCAUCUCUGGCAUUGUUUGAUUACAACUGCAAUAAAGAAACUACCAAAGUAAUGUGAUGAAUCUCUACAUGUAUAUGUAAUCGGUAAAUAGUGUAUCACUUAGUUGCACUAUUGUGAUGAUAAAUUUGAAUAGACAAAAGAUAAGAUGAAGUGGGGUGCUUUUAGUUUACAAAGGACUACAUUGUAUACGAUAUGAUUUACUUUUCAAAUAAAUCUUUUUAAAAGUUGAAUACUUCCAUGAUACUAUUACAGUUUUGCAAUUUUUUUUUUUUUUUUACAUUUAUGGCUGCCAUGGUAACCUGUUGAAAUUUCCAUAAGUUAGGUAAAUUUGAACAUUCAGUCAAUUCAGGCCAUGUUUCACUCAGUUUUUCUUUUGGCAAGUAUAUAUAUAUAGAGCACAAUCUUGAAACUUGAUAUCAAAGGAAAUUGUAUAGGCACUGGUAAUAAUUAGGACACAUAUAGAGUUUGUUCAAGAAUGCACUCUAUCCUUUCCAAGAGAAAAACAGCGAAACAUGGCUCAAAUUGACUGAAUAUUAAAAUCUACGUAAUUGAUGCAAAAUUUGACUGGUUAUCAUAGCAACCAAAAUAACAUUGAAAUUAAAAAAAAAAAAAAAAAAUAUCGCGGAAAAUAUUCAAAAUUUGAAAAAGAAUUACAAUCAAAGGUUUUCAAUUUUGAUUGAUAUGGGGAACAAAAAAGGCCAAAACCAAUGUAUAACCCUUUCCCAUAUACAUGUAUAUGGAUUCCAUUGUUAACCUGGAGCUGAUGUCCAUGCUCACACUUCCAUUCCUCUUAAUGUUGAUCUAUAGUGCCAUUUUUUAUAACUAUUUGUUUUAGUUUACUUUUGUUACGUAAACAAAAUAUAGUAUAUUUUACAGUUUGUUGCAAUUCAAUUCAACUGGUUGUGUUCCUCCGUUUGGUUUUUGAUUUAUAUAUAUAUAUAUUUUUUUAUACUGUGUUAGUUGUAUAUUUUAUGACUUGCAUGAUUAUAAACGAAUAUAUUACAUUGGAGAAAUAAUUGAUUGAAGGCAUUAGUAAACAGGUUUAAAGAUAUGAAAAUUCCCAAAAAUUAUUGGAAAAGUUAAUAUUUCUUAUUCAUUAUUCUUUGUCAUGUACUAAUUUUUUGUUUAAAUUUAAAAAUACAAAUAACUUUAAUAUCUUCCUGAAAAUGCUGUUGUAGUAAACUUUGCAUUGGUAUGUGCAGCAAAUGUACAUCUAUAUUCCAAGUGCCUUCAGUUGAAUAAAAUUCAAUAUUGUAUUUGUUAUAUAUCAGAUAAUAAAAGUUAUUUUCAACAAUAAUUUGUUUCUUUUUCUUUUAAAAGUCAAUAUAUACAAUAUAUGUCUUGCCAAAUUUCCAUUUGGGAAAACUGGAGAGUGACAACACAGCAAUUACUUAACAUGUGAUCAGUUAAUCUACAGAUUUUCAACACAAUGGUCAUCCUCAUCUAUGAAAAAAUGCGCAUUUCAUUUACCAUUCAUUUAAUUCUGGCAACACAUCCUUUUAAUGAAGGUCAAUUUUCAUUCUGUAAGUAUUUUGCGGCCCACUUUGACGCUUGCGUCAAUAAUUUUUCUUGUUAAUAUGUAGGGUUGUUGUUGUAGAGUGGGAGGUUGGGUGGUUUUCAUACAUACACGUCUGCCCUUGCUGAGACAAUGUAAGGUAGACAACUUUAUACAGGGGGUGGACUUUAUGUUAGUAUACCUGUAGUUAUAUUUAUAUUCUAGCUUCCUGUUGUUAUUUUGUUAGUAGUUGUUUACCCAGGGUACACCAGUUAUUGACGUAGGUUACAAUUAUCAUUCAUUAGUACUAUAUAAUCAGCAGUGUGCAGUAUUAGUUGUUUAACUCUGUUGUUCGCUUACAUAUGUAUAUAUGUCUGGUGAUAAUGGGACCAUGCCUUAUUGGAUAUGGAUUAGGCCCCCACAGCUAGCUACUUCAUUGUAAUUAUUUCAUAAAUUAUCUUUAUCUCAAAAUAAACUUGUUAAAUUUA